AUGGACCGCGUUAUUCUUCACUUUGACCUCGACUGCUUUUACGCUCAAGUACACAUGGUUCAAGAGCCGGAGCUACGCCUGAAACCGCUUGGAGUUCAGCAAAAAACCAUCUUCGCCACUGUGAAUUAUGUCGCCCGCGCGCGUGGCGUGCCCAAAAUGGCCCGGAUCAGCGAGGCCCAACGCAUUUGUCCCGAUAUUGUCAUUCGCAAUGGCGAAGACCUCACGGACUACCGUGAAGCCUCGGAACAUAUUUUCGCUUUCCUGCAAGAGCAGUUUCCACAUUGCCCAGUUGAGCGGCUGGGUCUGGAUGAGUUCUUUGUGGAUGCCACCACCCCAGCGCAUGCCCUCUGCUCAGACGGCUUCUGGUCGCCAACUCCGCACUUUCAUCUCACUGCCAGCCCCAACUGGUGUGGUCAUCCGGCCGCCCACGCCGCCGCCAAUCUCGCGCAAUAUCAGGCAUUGCGUGCAGGAGCACAGCUUACCGACUGGGCUCGUAAGGAGCUCAAGGCCAAGUUUGGCUACACCUGCAGUGCGGGCAUUGCUGUGAACAAAUUGCAAGCCAAAAUGGCUGGUGAGCUGCACAAGCCCGAUGACCAGUCCUGCCUGUUGCCCCGAGCAGCCCAGGCCGUGAUUCUGCAUCGUGGUCUGCGGCGGGUAAGCCCCGCCCCACCUCUGCUUGCAUCUUCCUCGUUCACAGACAUGCCCUUGAGAAGCGUGGACUUUAUUUUUUCACGUCUUUUGAUUGUUGUUCUGUUUUGGCUUGGCUUGGUUGUCUGGCGCGUCAGGUACCUGGCCUAG
Molecule: messenger RNA, 798 nt
Organism: Monosiga brevicollis MX1
Lineage: Eukaryota; Choanoflagellata; Craspedida; Salpingoecidae
Exons: 2
Coding region: 1-798 (265 amino acids)
Biological process (GO): translesion synthesis
Molecular function (GO): DNA-directed DNA polymerase activity
Source: RefSeq, a predicted model, not a curated record